AUGCCAGCACCAUUGGCGCAGGAGCUGUUUGUGGCCAGGACCCUGAAAGAGGUUGAGGAUGCAUUCCUGCUGCUUUGCCCUGAGCCCGACAAGUCCACUGCCAUCACCAUCCGCAAAAUCUUCCACAAGAUCGAUGUCCCUUCAUCCCGGCGUGCAUUUCUCAGGGAGAAGGCCCUGAAGUUUUACAAGAUAUUCGAGCAUAAGCAGUUUGCCUGGACUCUUGAAGAGCGUCAGUUUCUCACGGACAGCUUCAUCAGUGGCUGCUGUGAUGUUGAUGUGGAGACAUCAUCUGUGGACCGAUGGACGGUAGUGCGCCAGCUGCUGAAAAAGCGCAAGCAUGUGGAGUCAACAAUGGAAUUGGGAGAGCUGAAACGGCAGCGUGAACAGCUGGAGCUGUCCUUGCUCAAGGACCAGCAGAUGGCUUCUGAUCAGGAAAGUCUUCUGAAAGAGAUCUCCACCACCAUCCUGAAAGAAACUUACCACAGCUCCAAAGACAAGGCUCAAGAUGUACUGAGCAAGGCCAUGGCUACGGUCACAGCAUCCCAGGACAAACUGAGCCAAGCUGUCAAAGGGGAGGUGGAGGCCAGAUUCAGCAUCAUGGAAGUCAGAAAGGCUGCAAAAGAGUUGCCACCAGCUUGGCUGAAGCUGGCUGCCAACAAGAACGUUGUCCUGCUUAUGGACUUCAACCUGAUGGAAGAGUCUGAGCAUUUGCCUGACAUCACUGCCUCUGCUUUGGGUCUCCUGCCUACUAGAGUCUUGCAUGCAAGACAGAUGUAG
Messenger RNA from Symbiodinium necroappetens, 777 nucleotides. The record is from the annotation of a GenBank genome assembly. NCBI's taxonomy places the organism in Eukaryota, Dinophyceae, Suessiales, Symbiodiniaceae.